GGAGGCGACCUGCCACACUACUUUCCGACAAUGAUGGGGAAGAAUCUCGUGCACAAACUCGAAAAAAGUUACCUGCCGGCGCCACGUAUCGAGCUGCACUACCCACGUGAAUGUUUGCCUUGGCAUCGAAAUCAGCUAACACCAUCCACCAACCCGUUCCAUCAUGCAGCUACACAUACCCUGCUCGAAAUACUUCCGGCUCCGGAAGCGGGAGCGCGCUGGUUGCAGACGUAGACGUUCCAACUACUGGUAAGGUUCUCCUAGUCCACUACACAACCGUUCACCUCUGGAACUAAUACGGCUUUCCGUUCGCCUUCUGUAACAACCGAAAGAACCCCUGACUACCUCUUUCAUGAUUAAAAAAAGAAAUCACUGAUAUUAUAAGGUCGGUAACGAUUAAUCAAAGUGCGUUUUCCAAUCCCAAUGACAGCAUGCGUCUUUCCGGUAGAUAUUACUCGCCGUUGAGACCGCUGUACGACACGCUGAACUCUCUGACAGAGGCUUUGCGUCAAUUGCUACAGCAUAGUAAUCCGGACUUACCAUUUGCCUCAGCAACUGUGGAUGCUUUGCAUUUAUAUGACGCGUCAUUACGGGGUGAGAAUCGUCGAAAUGCCUUGUACCUUAUUUGCCUGAAUGUCGAUAAUGUUCAUCAUGCCGCCUGGAACACGUGUGCAAUAUUAUCUCGAGGUGUUGGAGCCGUGAUCAAUUUCUCUGGUGCCCGUGGUACUUACUCUCUUAGAGAAACGUGGUUGUACUCCGUCAUACACACAACUCGACUGACACGUUUUGUCGCAUGUGGCGUUUCUCCCGAAGAAGUUGCCAAGUCAGUAAAGAAAUGGUUUCACACCGUGCGAUACAAUACAACACCACAACCUAUGGGCACAACACUGACUUCCACGGAGGAAGUAAUGAAAUGCAAUAUUAUGGUCGAUUAUUGAUUUUCAAGUUGCGAAAGUGGUUGUCCUGGACAAACCGAACAUGCAGUCAUGACACCCAUGUACUUAUUUGCAACUGCAUUUUGUAUGCGCAUAUAUGUAUAUAUAUUCGUUUGCUUCCUUUU
Messenger RNA from Dicrocoelium dendriticum, 1060 nucleotides. The record is from the annotation of a GenBank genome assembly. NCBI's taxonomy places the organism in Eukaryota, Metazoa, Platyhelminthes, Trematoda, Plagiorchiida, Dicrocoeliidae.